This is a messenger RNA of Thalassophryne amazonica, 3517 nucleotides long. RefSeq names its product AVL9 homolog (S. cerevisiase) (gene avl9). The transcript is spliced from 16 exons. Gene Ontology annotation, cellular component: cytoplasm. NCBI's taxonomy places the organism in Eukaryota, Metazoa, Chordata, Actinopteri, Batrachoidiformes, Batrachoididae. The record is from RefSeq and is a predicted model, not a curated record. The coding region runs from base 134 to 2038 and encodes 634 amino acids.
GUGCUGAUUUUUGUCUGACGGUUCGAAGCGGAAGACGAGCCCUGCGUUGCUUGGUGUUGAUUCAGGCUCAGGCACAACGGCUCGCCGCUCUCUGCUGUGUUUUUGAGUAACAACACGGAGGUCGAGGGGAGACAUGGAGGUUGAAGGCAGAGAAGAGUCGAAGGGACCCGUUUUGCACAUUGUUGUUGUUGGGUUUCACCACAAAAAGGGCUGUCAGGUUGAGUUCUCGUACCCACCACUCAUGCCAGAUGAGGGUCAUGACAGUAAUCUGCUGCCUGAAGAGUGGAAGUAUCUCCCUUUUCUUGCACUUCCUGAUGGGGCACAUAACUACCAGGAAGACACUGUGUUUUUUCACCUGCCGCCCCUCAGUGGAGAGAUGAGGUGUGUCUACGGAGUUUCGUGUUAUCGCCAAAUAGAAGCAAAGACCCUAAAGGUCCGACAGGCUGACGUCACCAGGGAGACUGUUCAGAAGAGCGUCUGCGUCCUCAGUCGAGUGCCACUCUACGGUCUGCUUCAAGCAAAACUGCAGCUCAUCACACAUGCCUACUUUGAGGAGAAAGACUUUUCGCAGAUUUCCAUUUUAGAGGAGCUGUAUGAUCACAUGAACUGCUCCCUCAAAGGAUCAUGUCUAGAGGGCUCACAGGUUUACCUCGGAUUAUCACCAAGAGAUUUAAUCCUACACUUUCGACAUAAGGUUCUCAUUUUAUUCAAGCUUAUUUUACUGGAGAAGAAGGUUCUAUUCUAUGUGUCUCCUGUCAGCAGACUAGUAGGAUCUCUCAUGACUGUGUUAUCACUGUUUCCAGGUAUGAUUGAGCAUGGCCUGGUGGAUUCCUCACAUUACAUGCCGAAGAGCAGCGUGUCGGAGGACCUGAGUUUGGUGGACAGCAUCUCAGGACCUGAGGAUUUUGUAUCCGUGUCCGUCACAGACAUCGCCAACAACACUUGGGUGCCUGAGGAAGAGCAGACUGCUCAGCAUGCUGGUGUGUCGCUGUCCUCUGGCACCAGUGCUGAAAGAGAUAACAGUCUUCUCAAACCGCCGUCACGCACUUCUCUGGAGUCCUCUGAGAGUGAGUGGGAAACCCUGGAUCCCACUGUAUUAGAGGAGGGCAAUGCCAAAGGGUCGGAGGAGGUGAAAGAGGCGGAGUCAGACCUCCCUGAUGCCUUUGACUCCAAACCGGGUACGCCCAUCACUGUGCAACCUCAGGCAGCUGGAGCGCAGGGGGGAGUCACUCAGGGACUAGUGUCGGGUCUGAAGGAGGAUCAGUACGGGCUGCCUCUCGCCAUUUUCACAAAGGGUUACCUGUGCCUUCCUUACAUGGCCCUGCAGCAGCAUCACCUCCUGUCAGAUGUGACAGUACGCGGCUUCGUUGGCGGUGCGACCAACAUCCUAUUCCGCCAGCAGAGGCACCUCAGUGAUGCUAUUGUAGAGGUUGAUGAAACUCGAAUCCAGAUCCAGGACCCUGAAUUACGGAAGCUGCUGAGCCUGACCACAGCCGACUUGCGCUUUGCUGACUACCUGGUCAAACAUGUGACUGAGAAUCGCGAUGAUGUUUUCCUGGACGGGACGGGAUGGGAGGGAGGCGACGAGUGGAUCAGAGCUCAGUUUACUCUUUAUCUCCAGAGCUUGCUGUCCUGUGUGUUACAGGAAGAUAACGAGAGGCUGCUGGCUGAUUAUGGUGUGCCUUUCAUCACAGCAUGGAAAAUCACACACAACUACCGAGUGUGGUGUAGUAACAAACAUCCCGCCAUGUCCACCGUCACCCCAGGACACCCAUUCCAGGGCCAGUAUAGUGUCACUGAUGUCAAACUACGGCUCUCACACUCGGUGCAAAACAGUGAGCGAGGGAAGAAGAUUGGAAAUGCCAUGAUCACCACCAGCCGCAGUGUGGUCCAGACGGGCAAGGCUGUGGGUCAGUCGGUAGGUGGAGCUUUAACGAGCGCCAAGUCGGCCAUGUCGUCGUGGUUCUCCACACUGGCCCAGCCUGCCGCCGUAUCCAGCCCAGCCUGUCCAGAGCCCUCCGCCGAGGUCAAACCAUGAACUGAAGUUGUCCUUUCGCUGUACUUUUCUCUCUUCUUGUCCUCUGUUACCGUGGUUACUGUGACAUCUGAGGGUCAGGAAAACCUUCCCUCAGACUGACAUGGGAGUUACAAAUCUGAAUCUUAAAACCCGGACAAACCUGACCUGUUCCUGAUUGGUGAUGGUGAGUGAGGACACCUACUGAUGUCACAGCCCGGAUGCCGGAGUUGCGUCGCUGCUUUUACCUACGAGACACUAAAUGUGUUGUGGGGUCUGUGGUGUUCACACGCUGCGUAUUUAUCGCUGACAGGUUUUUACCCAGAUUUAACGGGGUUGUAUUUAAAGUAUCUUCUAUAUUUGUCGCAGUCGCAGCAUGACUUUCUGUGACGAGUUUUAUUCCACAGAAAUACAGUUGAGUUUCACUGCCGAUAAAAGAUGUCUGUUGCUUCUGUAUGACACAUGCUGAACUCCAGGGGUCAGAGGUCAGGCCGAGGACUUCCGAAGGUGGAUACAAUCAGAUCAUUUUUAAAUCCAGGGUUCAUAAACCGUGUAAACAUACAUUCAGCUCACAGUUCACUUUUAUAGUCAAUAUCGUAAUUUGCCACUGAAGAAACUUUUGACACUUGACACAGGAGGGUACUGGUGAGAGUGAAUACCUCUGCUUAAACAGUCAUAAUAUUUCACCAUUAGUAACAUCAAUGAAAGUGUAGGAAAAACAGCCCUACCACUGUGUACAGUCGUAAGAAUUACUGACUCCAUAUUUUAUGUACACCUUUUAAAAUAUGGGUAGAAAGAAAUGCAAUCAAAGCAAUUUGGUUAGUCAAAAGAUUUUUUUUAAAAAUGUCAGUUAUUUGGCAAUAAGAACAAAACAAAAUGUUUUCAUAAAGUGAAACAAAAAAUCCAGACAUAAAAUGUAUGCUGGACACAAUUAAUGGCAUGCUUUGAUAAAUUUACAAUAAAUCAUCACUUUUACAGCCAGUUUUCUUCAGACAAGUCAGGGAAUGGAUACAUGAACAUUUCCAAGUCACUGAAUAUGUCUUGGACUUCAUUUACAUCAGUCUUUAAGAAAUACAAACAGUAUGGCACUCUAUAGUAAAUCUGUCUUUUGACAUUUAAAAAAAAAAUUUGAUUAAACAAAUUGCUUUGUUUGAAUUUAUUUGACCAUAUUUUAAAAGGUGUAUAUAAAAUAUAGGGGUGUCAGUAAGUCUGACAACAACUGUACAUACUUGCACAACUUCAGAUUAUUAUUAUUUUUUUUAAUAAGUCAAGUUGAGGUUGAGUAACUGCUGUUGUUAUUAACUGAUUAAUAAAACCACAGAGUAAGGGAAUGUUUUGUCAUUUGUAUCUGAAGGGGAAAAAUGUUAACAGUCGGUCAUGUCUGUAGCAACAACAAUUGUGUAACUUCCAAAUAAGUGUGAAAGAAGAACGGUAGAAAUGUCAACAUUAUAUAAAUAAUGGCUGUUUGAGUGCAAUGGUAAGAAUAUAUCAUAAGUUAAAAGA